Messenger RNA from Thunnus maccoyii (southern bluefin tuna), 1484 nucleotides. Its product is annotated as major histocompatibility complex class I-related gene protein-like. The transcript is spliced from 6 exons. Gene Ontology annotation, cellular component: external side of plasma membrane. The coding region runs from base 59 to 1069 and encodes 336 amino acids. Lineage: Eukaryota; Metazoa; Chordata; Actinopteri; Scombriformes; Scombridae. The record is from RefSeq and is a predicted model, not a curated record. Gene Ontology annotation, biological process: immune response.
CGGGCUGGACUGAAUCAUCUCAAAGGGUGGUCCGGAAACACUUUUUUAUUGGAACAAGAUGAAGAUGCUAUUUUUAUUGCUCCUCUUCUGUCACGUCGCCUCUCCAAUGACACACUCCCUAAAGUUUCUCUUCACUGGAUCUUCUGGAGUUCCAAACUUCCCAGAGUUUGUGGGUGUUAUGAUGGUUGAUGAAGUUGAAGUGGUCUACUGCGACAGCAACAUCCAGAAAGCAGAACCCAAACAGGACUGGAUGAAAAAUUUAAUAGAACAUGAUCCAAACCAUCUAGACUCUAUAUAUACUGCAGAGUGUCUGGCAAGUCAAAACUUCUCCAAAGACAACAUUAUAAGUUGGAUGCAGCGAUUUAACCAAAGUGGAGGUGUUCACACUCUCCAGAGGAUGUAUGGCUGUGAAUGGGAUGAUGAGACUGGAGAGGUUAAUGGUUUUGAUCAGUAUGGUUAUGAUGGUGAAGACUUCAUAUUAUUUGACCUGAAGACACAGACAUGGAUUGCUCCAAAACUACAAGCUGUCAUCACCAAACACAAGUGGGACAAUGACAGAGCUGCAAUAGCAAAGCAUCAUCAUUACCUCACCCAGAUUUGUCCUGACUGGCUGAAGAAGUAUGUGAACUAUGGGAGGAGCUCUCUGCUGAGAACAGACCUUCCUUCAGUGUCUCUCCUCCAGAAGACUCCCUCCUCUCCAGUCAGCUGCCACGCUACAGGUUUCUACCCUCACAGAGCCUCACUGUUCUGGAGAAAAGAUGGAGAGGAACUUUUUGAGGAAGUGGAAUAUGGAGAGAUCUUCCCUAACAACGAUGGAUCCUUCCAGAUGAGUGUUGACCUGGACAUUUCAUCAGUCCCACUUGAAGACUGGAGGAAGUACGAAUGUGUGUUUCAGCUCUCUGGUGCAAAGAAAGACAUCGUCACCACACUGGACAAAGCAGUGAUUAGAUCCAACUCGGGCUUCCCUGCUGGUCCAGUCAUUAUUAGAGUUGUUGUAGUACUGGUCCUCCUGGCGUGCUGCAUCACUGCAUCACAAAUCUUCAUCUGGAAAAUGACAAACAAUGCUUGAAGAUGAGACGAGGAUGCUGAACUCUACUUACUGAGGAGUCAACAGAAUCAAACACUGUCUCAGAGAACGCUUCUCUCUACUGACAAUCAUCUGGAGAGAGUUGAUGCUUCUAAAUGCUGCAUAAAGCUUAUGCUUAUUCAUGCAGAUGCCUCCCACCCAGGACUGACAGAACUGGUGGUUGCUCAGCGGAAAAAAAAAAAUCAUUAGCAGUAUCAUUAUGUGAGUGCGUAGAAGAGUUAAUGCCUGCAUAUGUUUUCUGUGCUUUUUAAAAAAAAAAUCACAUAUGUGCAUCCAGAGAUCCAAGAACAGUGUCUGUUUCUACAGAAUGUUUUUAAAUGUUAAAUCAAAUGAAUGCUUCACACAUUGCACACAUAGGAGGACUGAUGGCGACACACACUGUACACAGUUUAUGCCA